Caenorhabditis elegans is the source of this 817-nucleotide messenger RNA. It is a transcript of the gene C33A12.19, whose product is annotated as Neuropeptide-Like Protein. Lineage: Eukaryota; Metazoa; Nematoda; Chromadorea; Rhabditida; Rhabditidae. The record is from RefSeq and is marked reviewed. Bases 194 to 559 code for a protein of 121 amino acids. The transcript is spliced from 3 exons.
GUCGACUUUGAAAAGUUGUUGAUAUCUUUUUUCCUAUCUUUCAUCUUCUAAUCAUCCAUACUUUAUCAGCUACCGGUUCCUACUCGUGAUAUUUUCUGCAUUCUCUGUAUUUGAAUGAACUGCUGAUUGGUUCGAUAUUACAGUGACCAUUUGAGAAUCUUGACUGGCUAUUUUUGGAAAACAACUGUUCAAAAUGCAAAGAAAUACUAUAACUGUUAUUGUUUUUCUAUUUUUUAUUUUGUUAAAUGUUGAAAUCGAGAGCCGACCCAACAAUCUAUUGGAUGCUUAUUUCAAGCAUCGAGCAGCUCAUAAUUCAAUAAAUAACUAUAAUCAUUUGCUGAAAACAAGCGGAAGAAAUCAUGUGGAUCUUGAUUAUGAUGAUACAAUUGAUGCAAGAGAACCUGGAAGUUUCGUGAAACUUCGUGAAUCAAAAGCAUGGCUUGGUCUUACUGAACCCGUCUCUCCACAUAGAGAUGAAAUGAGAGCGUCUUCAAUGAUACAGCAUCUCCAUGGCUACAGUAAGAGGCUAGCUGGACAUAUUGCUCGAGCUGCUGUAUAACUUUCUAAAGCAUUUAUUACUUACAAUUUCAAUUGUCAUAACUUUCUGGUUUGUAUCAAUUUAUGCAAAACCCGAUUUAUUUAUUUUCAUGACAUUCUUCGCAGUAUUUGUAAAUAAUCAUUGACGAAAAUUCUUGUGAAAAUAACAAGAAUUUCAAAUUGUGUUUUAUUUAUGAACUCUAUCACAAACCAACAAUCAGAUGUAUUUAUUUUUGUGAUUUUUGCGCCGAAGAAUCUGAUGAAAAUGAAACCGAAGAAA